Molecule: messenger RNA, 1032 nt
Organism: Lolium rigidum
Lineage: Eukaryota; Viridiplantae; Streptophyta; Magnoliopsida; Poales; Poaceae
Product: GDSL esterase/lipase APG-like
Exons: 4
Coding region: 1-1032 (343 amino acids)
Cellular component (GO): apoplast
Molecular function (GO): hydrolase activity, acting on ester bonds
Source: RefSeq, a predicted model, not a curated record
AUGGAAGUGUUGCUGCUCCUGGCUGCCAUCCUGCUUUUGGAUGCCAGCGGUGAAUCGCGGCCACUGGUGCCUGCGAUGGUGAUAUUCGGUGACUCGAUGGUCGAUGUAGGUAACAAUGACUACUUGGACACCAUCGGCAAGGUAGACAUGCCUCCCUAUGGCAGAGACUUCAAGGACCAUGUGGCCACCGGGAGGUUUUGCAACGGCAAGCUGGCUAUCGACAUUACAGCUGAAAGGUUGGGGUUCACUAGCUACCCCGCUGCAUAUCUCAGCCCACAGGCAUCAGGGCAGAACCUUCUGAUCGGUGCAAACUUUGCAUCUGGUGGAUCAGGCUUUUACGAUGAUGCGCCAUUCAAGUCUCAAUACAUUACAUUGUCCCAACAACUGGGGUACUUCCAAGAGUACCGAUCUAAGCUGGCGGUGGUGGCCGGGAACAGUAAGGCUCAGUCAAUCAUCUCUGACGCACUGUACAUCAUCUGCAUCGGUUCAAAUGACUUCCACCUCAACUACUUCAUCAAUCCCUUGCUCUUGAGCACCCUGAACUUGGACCAAUACUGCGACCGCCUCCUCGCCAUCUUCCGCAAUACCAUCGCGGAGCUCUACGGUGCUGGAGCGCGUCGCAUCGGUGUGAUGUCGUUGCCGCCCAUGGGCUGCUACCCUGUGGCGAUCACAGUUGCCGGCCUCGGGAACGACCGGUGCAUGCCGUGGCUCAACACCAUUGCCCAGAGGUUCAACGGGAAGAUUGGCGCUGCCGUGAACUCGAUGUCGGGGCGAUAUCAUGAUCUCAAGAUCUCCCAUCUGGACAUCUACACGCCCAUAUACGGGCUUGUCGCCUCUCCUUGGUCGCAUGGCUUCACGGAGGCCAGGAGGGCAUGCUGCUCAUUAAUUUUCUGCAACGCCCGUGGCGUCGGGAUCUGCCGGAACGCCACCACGUACGUCUUCUGGGAUGGUGCCCAUCCAACAGAGGCGGCCAACCAAGUGAUCGCAGACUAUCUCCUCGCACACGGCAUCAACGACCUAGUGGUUUCAUGA